Molecule: messenger RNA, 2187 nt
Organism: Drosophila obscura
Lineage: Eukaryota; Metazoa; Arthropoda; Insecta; Diptera; Drosophilidae
Gene: mRNA-cap
Product: mRNA-capping enzyme
Exons: 6
Coding region: 226-2169 (647 amino acids)
Biological process (GO): dephosphorylation; 7-methylguanosine mRNA capping
Molecular function (GO): ATP binding; mRNA guanylyltransferase activity; mRNA 5'-triphosphate monophosphatase activity
Source: RefSeq, a predicted model, not a curated record
UUCAGAGGGUCAGUCAGUCGUCACACGGAAGCUUUUGAAAUUGAUGUCCAUUGUAAAAAUUAGAUGCCAAGCCAACCAAAAAUCGUGAUCUUUAAGCCGGAGUAACCCCAAGGGCGCCGAAGGCUUGCCAAAUUCCACUUAACCACACCCCCCCAGUCCCACUUCGAGCGAGCGAGCAAAAAGCGUAAGGAUUCGCCGUCGUCGUCGUCGUCUUCGUCACACAAUAUGUCUCAAUCACAUCGUGACCGAAGUGGUUCCGGGCCGCUGCCAAAUCGUUGGCUAUAUUGCCCCAGGAAGAGUGAGUCGAUCAUUGCCGAGCGCUUUCUGGCCUUCAAGACGCCACUGAGUCAGGCGUUCAAGGACAAAAUGCCCAUCGAGUGCACCUUUCGACCCGAGAUGCUCUUCGACUACUGCAAGACAGUGAAGCACAAGCUAGGCCUGUGGGUGGACCUGACCAACACGAAACGCUUCUAUGACCGCUCGACGGUGGAGGAGCGCGGUGCCCAAUAUAUUAAGCUGCAGUGUCGCGGCCAUGGCGAGACACCAUCGCACGAGCAGACGCGCAGCUUCAUUGAAAUUGUCGACAACUUCAUUACGGAGCGUCCCUUCGAUGUGAUUGCCGUCCAUUGUACGCAUGGCUUUAAUCGCACCGGCUUCCUGAUUGUCUCCUAUAUGGUCGAGCGUCUCGAUUGCUCCUUGGAGGCAGCCCUAUCCGUCUUUGCCAGCGCCCGGCCGCCGGGCAUCUACAAGCAGGACUAUAUCGAUGAGCUAUACAAGCGCUUUGAGCUGGGCGAGGAUGCCCCCCAGGCGCCCGAGCAGCCCAACUGGUGUCUGGAGUACGACGACAGCAAUGGCGAUGAUGACAUCUUGCAGAGCAGAAAGCGCCCCAACGAUGACACCACCUCGUCGUCCACAUCGCAACAGGCAGCAGCUGCGGAUGGCGAAGACGAUGCCGAUGACGUGGAUGGGGAGGAGGGCGAAGGCGGCGAGGCCAAUGGUUCGAAAAAGAAGCGACGACGCGAGAUGGUCGUCAGGAAUGCCGCAUUCAUGGAUGGCGUACCGGGCGUACGACAAGUCUGCGAUCAGCCGCGUUUGGGCGAUCUGCAGUCGAGGGUGCAGAACUGGUGCCACUGGAACAAGAACGGCUUCCCCGGCUCCCAGCCGGUGUCCAUGGACAGGCAAAAUAUUAAGCGACUGAGCGAGAUACCCUAUCGCGUGUCCUGGAAGGCCGAUGGCACACGCUACAUGAUGCUCAUCGAUGGCCAGGACGAGGUGUACUUCUUUGACCGCAAUCACUCCUGUUUCCAGGUGGAGAAUGUCACAUUUCUCGAUGGAAAGAAUCUAAACGAUCAUCUCGAUGGCACACUGGUGGAUGGUGAAAUGGUGCUGGACAAGAUCGCCGAAGGUGUAAUGCCUCGUUACCUCAUCUAUGACAUUGUACGCCUCGCCAAUCGGGAUGUACGCGAGGAGCCAUUCUUUCCCAAUCGAUUGGACUACAUCAAAAAUGAUGUGAUAGGUCCCCGCAUUGAGGGCAUGAAGCAGGGCAUUAUUGUGCAAAAACUACAGGCAUUCAGUGUGCGUCGCAAGGAUUUCUGGGAAAUUUGGAUGUCUGCCCGACUGUUGGGCGAAAAGUUCUCCCGCUCAUUGGCCCAUGAGCCCGAUGGCCUGAUAUUUCAACCCUCCCAUCAGCCCUACACAGCCGGCGUUUGUCCGAAUGUCUUCAAAUGGAAGCCCCAUGAGCUCAACUCUGUGGAUUUUCGCCUUAAGAUCAUCACAGAACGUGGCGAAGGUUUGCUAACCAAAAAGGUUGGCUUCCUUUAUGUGGGCGGACACGAUGCACCGUUUGGUCGCAUGCAAAAAUUGACUAAGGAAAUUCGUGAUGUGGACAACAAGAUUGUGGAGUGCACCAUGAAUCAGUUUGGCAACUGGGAGUUUAUGCGAGAGCGAACAGACAAGAAGCAUCCGAAUAGCUUCAAUACAGCACGCGCCGUUGUGGAAAGCAUAAAGCAUCCGGUUACCAAGGAUUAUCUGCUUAAUUAUAUUGCCAAUUGUGGGUUUCGCGAUGAUCAUACCAUGAUGCCGCCACCUAAUAAUGCCCAUCAUUCCCAUGGGCAGCAGCAUGGCCAUCAUCAGGGGAAUGCAUCACAUGGACAGCAUCGGUCCAUUUGAAUGCCCUGCCCUGCCCUG